This is a messenger RNA of Hippocampus zosterae (dwarf seahorse), 2006 nucleotides long. RefSeq names its product ataxin 7 like 3b (gene atxn7l3b). The transcript has 8 exons. The record is from RefSeq and is a predicted model, not a curated record. Gene Ontology annotation, cellular component: SAGA complex; DUBm complex. Gene Ontology annotation, biological process: positive regulation of DNA-templated transcription; regulation of transcription by RNA polymerase II. Lineage: Eukaryota; Metazoa; Chordata; Actinopteri; Syngnathiformes; Syngnathidae. Gene Ontology annotation, molecular function: transcription coactivator activity. The coding region runs from base 738 to 1343 and encodes 201 amino acids.
AUGUCCCGACGUGACUGACCGACGGAAGGUGGCGAGCGAAGACGUCGCGCCGCGAUCGAUUGCUUCUGUCUGAUUGGAGAUCUAAAGAUGGAUGCCUGCCGCAAUAGGUAAAUAAACCCAAUCGAGGCAUUUUACGCGAUUGCGACGCGCGCCCUGCUCACCGCAGACGCGUUUUAAUUCCCACGGCGAGAUGCUCGCAAAGCGGCGCGCGCGUGUUUUCACGAGAUGUUGCGAGAGCAGCCGCCGCAAUGCAGCGGCGUUGACUUGAGCUAUACCGGGGGCACCACAAAUCUCGACGGCGAAAGCCAUUCCAGGGGAGGCGCCGACAAACACUUGGGAGUCGUACCCUUCACGUUAACACGGUGAAUGCUACGUUCGAAGCCCGUCGCGUUCUGUUAGCUCGAUUAGCUCGUAAACCGCCUGGUUGCAACCUGGCGUUUCCAAUCCCCUCGCUUUCCUUUGUUUUGUUCUGCCUGCUUUUUUUUCCUCCAAAGGGGGGGGGGGGGGGCGGAGGAUAUUUUUGAGGGUUCCAUCCAGUCGAUGAGCCGACGUCAACCUAACGUGCUUUUUAAUGGUCUUCAUCCUCAGUUUAUAGACGUGGCAAGUGAAAGGCCGGGCGAGAGAGGGGAGCGCAAAGCCUCGCAAGUGAUCUGACCGUGCAUUUCCCUGUUUUGGCCGAGGCUUGCUGAGCUGCAGCAUGACCACAGCAGCGACGGCUCAUCUGGUACUUGUGGCAAAUGAAAAUGGAGGAGGUUUCAAUGUCCGGCCUGGACAACGGCAAGCUGGAGGGCCUCGCUCAGAACAUCCUGUCUGACCUGGUGGAGGAUGCUUGCCUGGGCCUUUGCUUCGAGGUGCACCGGGCUGUCAAGCAGGGUUAUUUCUUCCUGGAUGACACGGACCAAGAAAGCAUGCGGGACUUUGAAAUCGUGGACCAGCCGGGCUUGGAUGUGUUCGGCCAGGUUUACAACCAGUGGAAAAACAAAGAGUGCGUUUGUCCCAACUGCAGCCGAAGCAUCGCCGCCUCGCGCUUUGCGCCGCACCUGGAGAAGUGCCUCGGCAUGGGACGCAACAGCAGCCGCAUCGCCAACCGCAGAAUAGUCACAGGUAACAACACCAACAACAAGUCCGAGAGCGACCAAGAGGACAACGACGACGUCAAUGAUAACGACUGGUCUUACGGGGCAGAAAAGAAAGCCAAGAAAAGAAAAGCUGACAAGAAUCCAAAUUCACCAAGAAGAUCCAAAUCCUUCAAGCAUAAGAGCAGCAUGAUGGGUCCUCGACGUCGCAUGGACAACCAGGAAAGCCCGCGCAUGUUGAUGAAAGAUGAGGCCUUCUCUCAGUAAUGACACAUGGACACCCAACAGUACUCGAUUAUGCUGAAAGUAUUGCGUUUUACAGUGGCUUGUACGACGACUACUGCUCAGACCUCCCACUUCGUACUUGACAGUUUUUUUUUUUUUGACUACCCAAAUCAUCGUAAAGACACUGGCUUUUUAAUCCUCACCUCGCUGGAAUUGCUCUCACGGUUAUGAAUCAUUUGACGUAUGAUUUCACUACAUAUAUCCUGCAAAGUAUUGUCCAAAAAAAAAUCUGAAUUACGCAAGCAAGCGUGUGCGUAUUUCAGCUGUGCAAGAAAAUAAUGUCUAAGGGUCACAUGACGUUUCGGACAAUCACUAGAAAUGGUUUGGCUUCUGUUUUCGCCUCUGUGUGCGCAUGCGUGAGUUUGAAGGAGAAGCGACUCACUCACCAACAAGUGCACAUUUAUUGAACAAGAAAUUAAUUGGUGGCGAAAGCAGGUGUCUUUUUUUUUUUUUUCCUUUUUUGGGUGGGUGGGGGCCGUACUUGAGUUUUAGGGUUCAAACAUGUCUCAUGUGUUUACAGUGUAAAGGGGUUGCACAAAUCCUCAAUUGUGAUGUGAUGGUGUAAAUAUUCCGAUAGUUGAAUUGCUGCUAUCCUGGCUCGGUUUCUUUCAUCUCUCUAGCAUAAUAAAUGAUUUGUUAUUUGUC